AUGGCGACCCCUCAGAGCUCGCACCAGAGCCCUCGCAGCUCUCAGACGUGGAUCUCAAACUCUGCUGCCUCAACAUCGACUUCAAGGAUGAACGAUCUGCCUCUCCAGCUCUCACCAGCGCAAGUUGAAGCACAGCAAAUACUAAAACACCUAUUGUCAAAACUGAGCGAACCGGAGUCAAGGUACUACGAAAAAUACGGCAGAUGGGCCGAGAGACAUGCCAGACUAGACGACUUCUGCUUGCGCUGCGUAAGACCCCAAGUCUGGGCCUACUUAAACGGACGCUGGAGUCUGGACGCCCUGAAAACCAUUGCGGGCGACCUACGCUCUGACGCCCGCGCAAUCUACCUAAAUGGAGUCCUAGGCCUCGACAAACGAGUUCGCAUCUACAUCGGGCAGGCCUCAUCCCUGCGGCCCAGAAUCGCACAGCAUCUGAACUUCCGCUUCCGGCGCGAUAACCCCUCGCUUCACUACCACGCGCUGCAGUCAUCCGUCUACAACGCCAUUGGCGUGCUUGCCGUCCUCCCAGGCCCCGGUAUGGGGAAUCACACGCUGCCAGGCAUGGACGAUCCGGGGCUGCUGCUCAAUGUACUGGAGAUGUGGAUGUGCCUUGUGUUUCGCAGUUUGCCGGUCGCUACGCUGAAAGAGUGGAUACCAGUAGGUGUCAGCUCCGGACGAAGAGAGGGCAAAGAAGGGGAAUUUGGGGGGUUGAAUAUAAGGAGUCCGUUGGACCAGGGAGAUGGCAGAGCCGGGUGGAUUGAUCUGAGUACGAAUGAGGAUCCGCUAGUGAGGGAGUAUCUGGGUGUGGGUGCGGCGAAGAGUGAGCAGCCCAGGGAACAGAGAGGAGCCGAAACCGAGAAGAGGAAGAGAGAGUAUGCGGAGAAGGCUAGGAAGCUCAACCAGAGCCAGAAGGGGAUGCACCUGACGGCCAACACUCUGGUCGUCUUUGGUAUGGGCGUAGUAUUGGGGAUUGCGAUAGUGAAAGGAUUCGGCGCGCCGGUGCCGAAACGGUGA
Molecule: messenger RNA, 1014 nt
Organism: Ascochyta rabiei
Lineage: Eukaryota; Fungi; Ascomycota; Dothideomycetes; Pleosporales; Didymellaceae
Exons: 2
Coding region: 1-1014 (337 amino acids)
Source: RefSeq, a predicted model, not a curated record